Anopheles merus is the source of this 6651-nucleotide messenger RNA. It is a transcript of the gene su(sable), whose product is annotated as protein suppressor of sable. Gene Ontology annotation, molecular function: RNA binding; metal ion binding. The record is from RefSeq and is a predicted model, not a curated record. Lineage: Eukaryota; Metazoa; Arthropoda; Insecta; Diptera; Culicidae. The transcript has 5 exons. Gene Ontology annotation, biological process: negative regulation of DNA-templated transcription. Bases 1039 to 5034 code for a protein of 1331 amino acids. Gene Ontology annotation, cellular component: nucleus.
GGAAGAAAAAGGUACACAAGACGAAAGGCAAAAGAAAAGACGCAAAAUGAAGAAAAGGGUGCUGGUUAAAAAGUGAUAAAAGUUUCUGUUUAAAUUCGCACAAAUUAGGUGUUCUCAUAAAAUUUUGGCUCAUCAUAUUUUAGUUUUUUUUUUGUGUGCAGUAAAAUUCAUUGAUGGAGGAUUCUUUAAUUGCCUUCCUUAAAGCUCUCUUUGUUGCCCCAUCAUCCGCAAAAGGCCCCUUUCCCAGUGCACUAGAGCGAGAUAGCAUUAGCGGAGCACAGACAGGUAGAUAGCCAGAGAAAGGGAACGAGAGGGAUAGAAUAUUUGUAUGGUCAUUCUGUGGCUACUGGAGAGACGACUUUCGAGAAACGAAUUGUAAACUCGGCUUUGUGUCAGGUAGUCGCCAUCUUAAUUUCCGAGAAGCGCGCAGGCCGUUGUAAGAAACGCAAUAGGCAAGAGCGAGAUAGAGCAACAGCCAGACGACGGCAGUAGGGCCAUGAAACACGCACACACACACACACACACCCCACCUUUUGAUUGCCUCAUGUAAUUGUGUGUGCGCGCGCGCGUCUGUACGUGUCAGUGUAUUGAAGGCAUCGGUCAUUGCAAUAACGUCGCUAACGCGAAAAGUACCCACAGGCGCCGCGCAGUAGUAGUAGUAGUAGCAGCAGUGUGUGUGCGAAACAGUGUGAUGAUGUGUGGAGAAACUCUCGCUCUCCCCCGUCCGUCGGUCCCUUUCGCUCGUACAUACGUGCAAACGGAAUCAACACACAUUCACCGUCGCUUCACGUAGUAGUUCACGAGAGAGCAAACGGCGUGCACGGCCGUGUGCAUCCGUGCCUAAGCUUGGAAAAAGGCGUUUUUUUGGUCUUCUCUCUUUACUGUUGUUUGAUUGCAGAACAAAACCAGUGUAAAUCAGUAAUAGCAUCUUAACGCAAGCAAAAUGUUGGUUUAGCGCCCGCUGAAUGGAAACAAUCUUCCAAACACCAUCCAGAGUGUCCCAUAUUAAAAAAAAAGCGAAAGCAAAACAAGUGAAACAUGAGCGAUCCGGAAGAUCUGGAGGACGGCGAGAUCGAGGAUGACGAGGAGGAUGAGGUGGUGGCGGUACGGCGCCCGGAUGAUCCACCGCUGAUGCCGCCCAAACCGGUCGACUACAUGGAGUACGAGGCGGGCGACCACCACCAUCCCUCCGUCGGUAGCGAUGGUGAAGGGAAAACGAAUGCAAAGCCAUCGCAGCAGCAGCAGCAACAAUCACCGCAGCAGCGCUCCUCCAAAAAGCCCGCCCCGGUCGUGGACGACUGGACGAUGAAGGUGGAGCAAUCGAUCGCGAACGCACUGAUACGGGACGGCGUGCAGCCCCCGAUGCCCUCGUCCGUGCCGCACGGGCACGAAAAAGACGAUACCGUCGGCCACACACCGUCCAGCCGGAAGUCGCGCAAGCGUAAGCGGGCGAACCGAAGCGAACAGCAGCAGCAGCAGCAGCAGCAGGGUGGAAAGCAGGCCCGGUUCGAUCCGGACGGGGACGAGGACGAUGUCGAUCUGGAGAAUGAAAUGCUCAACGUGCGGGGCAGCAGCCCACAGCAAGCCAUAAUGGGAAGGAGUGGUGGUGGAGGGGCCGCCGAUUCGGGACGGUCCGAUUCGGAGGCGGACGAUACUCACUACUCGUCGGACGAGUCGGCGGGCGGGCGCGAUCGGGACGGCGGGCACUACCGUCGCCCCCGGGGGGACCAGCACCAACAGCAGAGGGAGCGUGAUCGGGAGCGAGAGCGGGAACGGGAGCGAGAGCGGGAGUACAACCGGAAGAAGCGGAAACAGUCGCGCCCGGGGCGGGGCAACAACAAUGGCAAAUCGAACCGGGACGGCCGGAAGCGCAAGCGGGACGAUUCGGAUGACGAGAAGCAUCGCCCGACGGGACCGCGCAAGAUGGAGCUGUGCAAGUUCUACCUGAUGGACUGUUGCGCGAAGCGGGAAAAGUGUCUGUACAUGCACAAGGACUUCCCGUGCAAGUACUACUACCUGGGCAUGAAGUGCAAGGAGAAGGACAAGUGUCUGUUUAGCCACGGCGAACCGCUGGCGGACGAUCUGCGCGCCAUCCUGCUGAAGCAUCUCGAGACGGCGCCGCAGGAAAUCCUGGGUAGCUUCCAGCGCAUCAGCCGGGACAGCGCGAUCGGCAUGCUGAACGCGACGCACCGGAAGCUACAGGAGCGGUACGGCGGUGGUGGUGGUGGUGGUGGUGGUGGAAAGCACCACGAUUCGAAAAUCCCUUCCCUGUUGGAUGUCGUCCCGGGAGGAGGGGGAGGUGGCGGUGGACACAUGCACAGCCCCAAGCACGGUUCUUCCCGCCGGUCGUCCCGCUGGGAGGAGGGCGGCCGCUCGAGCGACGGAGAACCGCCGCACGAUGGUGGUGACUGUGGGGGCAAUAUGACGAUGCAGCUGGCCGGCGUCAUUACGGCGGCCCAGAUCAACGAUCUCGAGCAGAUGGGCAUACGGACGCUGGACGAAAUUAGCCAGCUGACGGUGGCGCAGCUGAACGAGCUUGGGCUGAGCAUUACGCAAAUUCACGAUCUGCAGGUGCGCGCUCUCAAUGCGCACCGGCAGGCGGUCGCCAACGAACGGAGACGACCGCGUGAACCGCCGGCACCGGCCCCGGCCCCAGCACCAGCGCCAGCCCCUCCGCCAGCUCCGGCAGAAAAGCCAAAGGAUCUCGACCUGCGCACACUGCCGGGCGUGGCAGAGUCGCUCCUCGGUAGCCAUAGCAACGAACAGAGCAGCAAGGACGUUGACAUGCGUGUGCUUCCAAUGGGUGGUGAGCAGCAGCAGCAGCAGCAGCCGGUGGCGCCCCCACCCAACAACGAGACCGCCGCAAGCAUCGUCCUGCCCGGUCUGGUGCUUCCGAAGCCGCCCACCGUCGACUACUCGCAGUACAUCAAAGACUCGAAUCUGGACGAGGAGGACCUGGAUGCGGUCGCCACGGCGAGCAGCCUGCUGAACGACCCGCCCGAGGACGACGAUGACGAUGACGAUGAUGAGAACCAUCUCAAGAUCAACAUCGCGGAAGAGGAAGAAGAGGAGGAGGAGGAGGACAAGAAGAAGCAGUCUGAUGAGAGCGAGGAGAAGCAAUCCGACGAGGUUGGUGGGGCUGGAAAGGAGGAAGAACUUCUGCUUCCGCCGCUGAUACCGCCCAAGAUUGACUACGCCCAGGGGCUCGGGGACAUACUGAAGUUUGGCAGCACCGCGGUGGACAAGAGUUUGGCCCAGCUGUCAAGCGGUGAGUCGCCCCGUUCGCAUCGAUCGCCGUCACCGGUCGCAAAGGAGGACGCACUGACCGACAUUUGGACACCCUCGAUGGCGGACUCGACCCAGAGUGCUGGUGGGGUUGCCCAAAGCUUUGGAGCUUCUUCGCAACAAUCGACGACGGCGAAAGCGUCCGCCAAGUCAGUCACCGCGACCAAGCGACUCGGCGGUACCUCGAUCUACGAUUGGUGCGAUUCCGAUGCCGGCGCCUCAUCACCGUCGGACGGGGGUGGACGACAUUCCCCCGUGACGUCAUUGUCGUCGUCGUCGGCACCGUUCCGAUACGGUUCACUUCCGUUGGAUAUUGACGAUCCUUACUCGGCGACGACUGCCGGGCGCGAAGCAACGAGCGAGCUGGGCUUCCCGUUCAAAUCGAUGAUGGCCAACUACGUGCCGGCUACGGAGAUCGAUGGGUCGAUCGGUUCGCAUGCACCGAUUCACUACAAGGUCUACAUGGUCGAUGUGCCGAAGCCAAACUAUGGCGCGCUAAGACGUUCGAUGGUUCGCCCGGUCAGCACGAAGGACCCCCGGCUAAGGCGUCUGUUCGGGCUGGCAAGCGACGAUGAUGAGGAUCGGGCGAGCGACACCAGCGAUGGCAUUAAAUCGCCCGAUCCCACCCCGAACGCUUCGCCACUGUACGGCAGCUCGCCGUCGGUGCACGCUACCGCUGCACCGUCGCAACCGGCCAGUAAACCCGCACCACCCCCCGUAGUAAGCGGUGGGCGACGGGUAGAUCCGCGCAAGCGGCACGCUGAAAUGCAGCAGGAAUCGGCCGCCAAGAGUGUGGCGGCUGCGGGCAGCGGCACCAACCAUAACCACCCGACGCCCCAGAUCGACGUGCAGGCGAUCCUGCAAAAGUCGCCCUGGUACAAGGACCUCGGCUCGAAGCACAAGAUCAUGGUGAACCAGCAGCUGGCCAUCCUGUCGUCCGAGAUGCGCAAGUACCACAACUCCGACCGGACGCCCGAGCAGCUGAGCGAGUUUAUGCAGUUUCUCGGCGGCAACGGGAUGCUGCAGCAGAUCCUCACCUACCUGAACGUGUUCGUGGACGAUUCGGUCAAGUUCUGCGAGGUACCGGUCGUACCGAACAUGCCGCCGCCGGCCCUCCCGCCGCCCAACAUUCCACCCCCGAUGCUGCCGAUACCGGUGCACGUGCCACCGCCGCUCGGCGUUGUACUGCCUCCGACUGGGGGUGGCGUCGGCGGCGGCAAUGGUGGUGGUGGUGGUGGUGGUGGUGGUCUGCCCCACCAACAGCCGAACGGCCCUGGGAUGUUUCACGGCCCGAACGGUCCCUUCGACCAGGAGCCUCAGCAUCGUGGUGGCGGCGGGGGAUUGCCUCCCUCGAUCCGGCCGGGGCUGUUGGGCGUUUCGCCCAACAUGCCGUUCGAGCAGUUCCUUGCGAUGGGCAAUGUGAACCGGCACGGUGAUGGUGACGGUGGAGGAGGUGGUGGAGGAGGUGGAGGAGGAGGUAACAAUGGUCCACUGCCACUGUGGGUGCAGGGCAAUGGAGGCGGUGGCGGAGGCGGAGGCAACAACAUGCGCAACAUGCGCAACAACAACCGCAUCGGGCACAACUUCCGCAACAACAAUGAUCGGUGGAAUAAUGGUGGCGGUGGGCCACAGAUGAUGGGUGGUGGUGGUGGUGGCGGUGGUGGCAACAAUGGGAAUGGUGGCGGUCCGGGUAACAACAAUCGGCGAAACAAUUGCAACAACAAUCGGCGCAUGGAUCGGAAAAAGUGAAUCCACACCCACAAACACUCGCCUUCCAAAGAGAACGAAAGACGAACGAAGAAGCAAUAAGAGAGGAGGAAGAGAAAGACAGCAAAUGAGAGAGCAAGGAUCCUUUUUUAGAAGAGCUUUAUUGCCCAGUGCCCGCGCCCCCUGUGCAAAACCGCCCUGUGGUGGAGACGGAGGAACAAGCGCAUUGUUGCCGAUUUGUUGCUAACUCCCCCAAGAAGACUUACUCAGCUGAAUACACACAGAAGGCGACACACGCGCAUCGAUGGAUGAACAAGAGAUUUGUAUGAAACGUAGAAGAGAGACAGAUGGAGAGAGAAAAAGAGAAAGUAAUAUAGGAUUGUUAUAAUAAGCAAAACGCUGUUUCAUCACACACAGUUCGUCUCUGCCGCAGUGUGUAGAGAGAGUGUUGGUUUUCCUCCUAUAUACUUAAAAUGGAAAAUAAAUUAUCAAACUUUUCGUGGUACACACACACACGCGCGGGGGUACGCAGGUUGUUGCAAAACAUCUCUCACCCUCCAAAAGCCAGAUCGUGGUGUGUUUUGGAGGGACACCGAGAGAGCUCCACUAGCGGUUAAAUUCAUUUUACUCUAUCAUUAAACAAUUAUGCUUGUUUCUGUUUGACGAUCGAGCUAGAGAGAGAGAGAGAGAAAGGUUUAGGUCAAAUUUUAAAAGAAGGGACAGUUAAAAAAUCACGUUUUAUCUGUAUUGUUAAAUCGUGCUAAACAGCAGUAAACAGCAGCACACGGACAGGACGACGUAUUUACACGCAAAUGAUAAUUGUAUUUUUUGGGUUAAAAAUAUGUUCUCUUUUUAUUUUUACUCUGUACACAACAAAACUCUUUCACAAACACAAACACUUGUGUGUUUUUGGAAGCAAGACAGCCCUAUUAAAACGUAUUUAUAUGCAUCAUACUUAUGUGCUUCCUUGCGCGUUUUUUUGUGUGUGAAAGUUUUAAUUAACUUUCGACACACACACACACGCAGAAAAGCAACAAGCAAUUGUGUAAGAGAGAGAGAGAGAGAAAGAGAGAGACUGUUUUGUGCAGGAAUCUUCUUUACAUUCCCACAUUCGAAAAUCUCAUUCGUUUUUUUUUUUUAUUCAAUCCCCUACACCAGAAAGGGACCACACUUAACGGACAAGCAAAAGUGCGUUAUCAGAGAAACAUCUUCAAAUAAAAAAUCGUGCCAAAUCAGCCCGCUGUCCCACCCGGAAAAGGGGUUUAAAAGAUCAUCUUCUUUCGAAGGCGGGAGGCACUGGUGGCAUAGUUGGCGUGCUUCCCCCCACCACAUUAACAUUGUGUGUGACCCUUGGCAACCCUUGGGGGUAGUAAGAAUGGUGCUGAUUAAAGCGCGCGCGUUUUCGGUAAUAUUGUCUUCAAACGGCCUACUUUUCUGUCCAUCGUCAAUCGUCCUUCUAGUCAGUGUAGGGUUGUUAGUUGUAUUUUAGUUUUGUUUAAAUCCUGCGAAGUGGAUUUUUCCUUUGAGAAAGUAAGACAGGGUAGUCGCGCGCGCACACUGUAUAAAAUUGUGAAUAAUAAGCUACCUACAACUAAGGUGUACUGUACAAUAAAACAAAACAUUCAAAAACAAAAGAACUUAAUUGUUUUGAUAUAAAAA